This is a messenger RNA of Thlaspi arvense, 456 nucleotides long. The record is from the annotation of a GenBank genome assembly. Lineage: Eukaryota; Viridiplantae; Streptophyta; Magnoliopsida; Brassicales; Brassicaceae.
AUGGAAAAGGAAAGAGAGAUGGAGAUGAUCAACAAGAUGGCAAGUUGCUUGAUUCUUCUAUCAAAGGCUCACCAAAACGACACCAAAAGCCGUGUUUUCGCGUGCAAGACAUGCAACAAAGAGUUCCCGUCGUUCCAAGCCUUGGGAGGCCACCGAGCAAGCCACCGUAGAUCGGCGGCGCUUGAAGGUCACGCGCCUCCUUCACCAAAAAGAGUCAAACCGGUGAAACACGAGUGUCCCAUAUGCGGUGCUGAGUUCGCCGUAGGGCAAGCCUUGGGUGGUCACAUGAGGAAGCAUCGAGGAGGAGGAGGCAGUGGCCGGAUUUUGGCGCCGGCGCCGGUGACGAUGAAGAAAUCCGGUGGUGUUAAUGGAAAGAGGGUUGUGUGUUUGGAUUUGAACUUGACUCCGUUAGAGAAUGAAGAUUUGAAGUUGGAGCUUGGGAGGUUUAUUUUCUAA